Molecule: messenger RNA, 3618 nt
Organism: Phyllotreta striolata
Lineage: Eukaryota; Metazoa; Arthropoda; Insecta; Coleoptera; Chrysomelidae
Source: the annotation of a GenBank genome assembly
AUGGCUACGAUAGACGGCCGUCCCGCACAAUAUGGAAUUACCUUGAAACAAGUACGUGACCUUAUGGAACAUAGGGGCCCAGAUGGAAUAGCUAAAAUUCAAGAAUUAGGUGGAACUCAAGAAAUAUGUAAAAAAUUGUACACAUCGCCCAGUGAAGGACUUAGUGGAUCACAGGUAGACCUCGAUCACCGAAGAGAAACAUUUGGGUCUAAUUCAAUUCCUCCGAAACCUCCAAAAACAUUUUUACAAUUAGUAUGGGAAGCUUUACAGGACAUAACCCUCAUUAUUCUAGAAGUAGCAGCUAUAGUUUCUUUACUGCUUUCCUUUUAUCAGCCUGCUUUAGAAGACACACCAUUCAAUGAUGAUGAAACGAGUCAUGGGUGGAUAGAAGGUUUAGCAAUUUUAAUUUCAGUUAUAGUAGUAGUAUUCGUAACAGCCUUCAAUGACUAUACUAAAGAAAGACAGUUUAGAGGAUUGCAAAAUCGAAUAGAAGGAGAACACAAGUUUUCGGUUAUAAGACAAGGAGAGGUGAAACAAGUCUCUGUCAGUGAUAUAGUUGUAGGUGAUAUUUGUCAAAUAAAAUAUGGAGACCUCUUACCAGCUGAUGGAAUUCUUUUACAAUCUAAUGAUUUAAAGAUAGACGAAUCUUCACUCACGGGAGAAUCUGAUCAUGUCAAAAAGGGAGAAUCAUUCGAUCCCAUGGUGUUAUCGGGUACCCAUGUCAUGGAGGGAUCCGGUAAAAUGUUGGUUACAGCAGUUGGUGUUAAUUCACAGGCAGGUAUCAUCUUCACGCUCCUUGGCGCCGCUGUCGAUCAGCAAGAGCAGGAAAUUAAGAAAAUGAAGAAGGAAGCUAAAAAGCAGCGGAAGAAGAAAAGUUUAACAGGAGACGAAGAAAACGUAACUGGCAACAGUCACGUCAAUUCACCAGCACCGGUCGCCACAGCGAACAAAUACGACCAGCCUGCCAGCGAAGUCCAAGACGGCAAAGAGAACCACGUGCCGGCCGAAAAGUCCUCCUCCGAACGGGGCAAGAAGGAGAAGUCCGUGCUCCAAGCCAAGCUGACGAAGCUCGCCAUACAAAUCGGCUACGCCGGCUCCACCAUCGCCGUGCUCACCGUCAUCAUACUGAUCAUCCAAUUCUGCAUCAAGACCUUCGUCAUCGAUCACGAGCCUUGGAAAAAUUCGUACGCCAACUAUUUGGUGCGCCACCUGAUUAUUGGUGUUACUGUAUUGGUGGUCGCGGUGCCCGAGGGACUCCCAUUAGCAGUCACACUAUCUUUGGCUUACAGUGUUAAAAAAAUGAUGAAAGACAACAACUUGGUAAGACACUUGGAUGCUUGCGAAACCAUGGGUAACGCUACAGCUAUCUGUUCGGAUAAAACCGGUACUCUAACCACCAAUAGAAUGACCGUUGUGCAAUCGUACAUUUGCGAGCAACUAUGCAAAACGAUGCCGAAAUUUUCGGAUAUCCCUGCUCACGUCGGCAACAUAAUCCUUCAAGCCAUCGCUAUCAACUGCGCUUACACCUCGCGCAUCAUGCCGCCGGAAGAAGGUAGCGAUCUACUAAGGCAAGUCGGUAACAAAACCGAAUGCGCCCUAUUAGGUUUCGUGGUCGGUUUGCAAAAGAACUACCAAACCGUCAGGGACGAUUAUCCGGAAGAAACGUUCACUCGAGUGUACACCUUCAACUCGGUAAGGAAAUCCAUGAGUACGGUGAUACCGCGCCAGGGCGGCGGUUUCCGUUUAUUCACCAAGGGUGCUUCAGAAAUAAUAUUACAAAAGUGUGCCUUCAUUUACGGCCACGACGGCCGCCUAGAGAAAUUCACUAGGGACAUGCAAGAGAGAUUGUUGAAACAAGUGAUAGAGCCGAUGGCCUGCGACGGCCUCCGGACGAUCUGCCUCGCCUACAGGGACUUCGUGCCCGGCAAGGCCGAAAUCAACCAGGUGCACAUCGAAAACGAGCCCAAUUGGGACGACGAGGGCAACAUCGUCAACAACCUGACCUGCCUGUGCGUCGUCGGCAUCGAGGAUCCCGUCAGGCCCGAGGUACCGGACGCCAUCAGGAAGUGCCAGAAGGCCGGCAUCACCGUCAGAAUGGUCACCGGCGACAACGUGAACACGGCUCGAUCGAUUGCGACGAAGUGCGGCAUCGUCAAGCCGAACGAGGAUUUCCUGAUAUUGGAAGGGAAGGAAUUCAACAGGAGGAUCAGAGACAGCGCUGGAGAGGUUCAACAGCAUCUUCUCGAUAAGGUUUGGCCUAAGCUCAGAGUUCUCGCGAGAUCGUCGCCGACUGACAAGUUUACGCUCGUCAAAGGUAUCAUCGACAGUAAAGUUAGCGAUAACCGGGAAGUUGUGGCUGUAACCGGUGACGGUACUAACGACGGACCGGCAUUGAAGAAAGCCGACGUAGGAUUCGCUAUGGGUAUUGCCGGUACCGAUGUCGCCAAAGAAGCGUCAGAUAUCAUCCUGACUGACGAUAACUUCAGCAGUAUCGUCAAAGCUGUAAUGUGGGGUAGGAACGUCUACGACAGCAUUGCUAAAUUUUUGCAAUUCCAACUUACUGUCAACGUUGUCGCCGUCAUCGUAGCUUUCAUUGGGGCUUGCGCAGUUCAGGACAGUCCUCUAAAGGCUGUACAAAUGUUGUGGGUCAACCUGAUCAUGGACACGCUAGCCUCUUUGGCUCUGGCUACGGAAUUGCCUACGGGAGAUUUGCUUCUCAGGAAACCCUACGGUAGGACGAAGCCGUUGAUCUCCAGGACCAUGAUGAAGAACAUCUUGGGUCAAGCCGUCUAUCAAUUGGUGGUGAUAUUUUCGCUACUUUUUGUAGGUGAUAAAUUUUUGGAUAUCGAGUCCGGCAGGGGUGUCGCCAUCGGCCAUCCCCCCACUCAGCAUUUCACCGUCAUUUUCAACUCGUUCGUAAUGAUGACGUUGUUCAAUGAAUUCAACGCGAGGAAAAUUCACGGCCAAAGGAACGUCUUCGAGGGAAUAUUCACCAAUCCCAUUUUCUACAGUAUAUGGGUCGGAACGUGCUUAGCACAAGUCGGGAUCAUCCAAUUGGGAGGCGUCGCUUUCUCCACGACCAGCUUGGACAGCGACCAAUGGUUAUGGUGCUUGUUCUUCGGAAUAGGAACGCUGAUUUGGGGCCAAUUGGUCACCACCGUACCGACCAGUAAAAUUCCAAAGAUUCUUUCAUGGGGUCGAGGUCAUCCGGAGGAAUAUACCGAAGCGAUUGCUAUUGGUGAAGAGAAAUAUGACCUCGAGUCAGACAAAAAACCUCGCGCAGGUCAAAUAUUAUGGAUAAGAGGUCUGACUAGGUUGCAAACCCAGGUCAUAGGUGGUGAAUUGCAAGAACGUUUGAUACCAGUUCCGUACAGCAAGAGUUCGACUGAUCAAGCUAUCCGAGUAGUUAAUGCUUUCCGACAGGGCCUAGAUGCUCGGUACGGUGAACACAGCAAUACUUCCUUAGCCGAGGUGCUCCGCAAACAGACGACCCUUUCUAAAAGGCUGUCGCAAACUUCUUCCAUUGAAUAUGCCGAUAACAUCCCAGACGAGUUGACGAUACCAGAGAUAGACGUGGAGCGAUUAUCGUCCCACAGCCACACGGAAACGGCCGUUUAG